UCCGUUCAAAAUGUCGGCUGCAAUUGUAUGGAACCUUGGCAAGAUACCUUCUAAAGUGAAUCCUGACCUCCAGAUUGAACGUGACAGAUCGCAAUUAACUCCACAUAUUUCCGAAAUUACACAUUUCAUUGACGGUGGUCGCCAUAUAACUGAAAAAAGGAGGGAAAUAGAGAAAAUAUUAUUUAAGGAGUCCCUGUUUAAAGAGUAUGCCAAUGACAGAGUGUAUAAAUCCAGACAAGAGGUGUAUGCAAAGGGUCUAGAGAGAUCUGUUAGGUUAUUCACGCUCAAACAGGAACACAGCUGGAAUGAUGUAGAAUUUGGACUGGCACUCAAAGCAAUCAACCAAGAUCACACGUUGGGUCUCCACAAUGUCAUGUUUGUUCCUGCCCUAGAGAGACUUGCAACAGAGCAACAGAAGGCAAAAUGGCUGCCAUUAGCAAGAAAUUACCAGAUUAUUGGCACAUAUGCUCAGACAGAGAUGGGUCAUGGAACUUACCUGCAGGGAUUGGAGACCACAGCUACUUAUGAUGCCACCACAGAGGAGUUUGUUCUUAAUACCCCAAAAGUGACCUCCAUCAAAUGGUGGCCAGGUUCAUUAGGAAAGUCGGUAAAUAUUGCUAUAAUUCUGGCCACACUAAUCAUUGAUGGUAAAAAGUAUGGUAUGCACCCCUUCCUGACCCCCCUAAGGAGUAUGGAGGAUCACAAACCUCUACCAGGCAUUAAGGUUGGAGAUAUUGGUCCCAAACUGUCGUUUAAUUCUGUAGACAAUGGCUUUCUGAUCUUAAAUAAUGUCAGGAUUCCGAGAGAAAAUAUGUUAAUGAAAAAUGCACAGGUCAGUAGGGAGGGCCAUUUUACCUCAAGAGGCCCCAGCAAGGGGAAUUAUGCUGCCAUGAUGUUAGUCCGAGUUAACAUUGUAAACUGGUGUUUUAUCUCCCUUAGUAACACCUGUACAAUUACUGUACGUUAUUCUUCCGUUAGAAGGCAGUCCAAGCUCGAUGCAAGUCCAGAGGAAACUAAGAUUCUGGAUUACCAAACACAGCAGUACAAAGUCUUCCCAGCUCUUGCCACAACCUAUGCCAUGUUCUUUGUCUCCAAGACUCUCCAGAACCGUUAUUUGAGAAUCCAUGCUGAAAUGAUGAAGGGCAAUUAUCAAAACUUAGCAGAGAUCCACUGUCAAUCGGCUGGGAUGAAGGCCCUGGCCUCUGAGAUGACGGUGGAGGUGAUGGAGAUCAGCAGACAGGCCUGUGGGGGUCAUGGUUACCUUUCCUCUGCUACCCUGGGGGAUGCAGUGGCAGCCUCUAAGUCCCUCAUCACUGUAGAAGGAGAGAACACUGUACUGUACCUACAGGUGGCCAGGUACUUAAUGAAGAGGUUUGCUUCUGCUAUUAGUGGAGAGACACUGUCUGGCUCAACAGACUACCUCACAAUGGACCCCAGUAAAUAUGUGUGUCCCCUCAAAUCCUCCAGAGAAUGUAGAAAUGUGGAACUCUUGUGUGAUGUGUACAGAUUCAGAGCCUUUGUAAUGAUUGCAAAGACUGCAAGAAAACUACAACAAGAUAUAGAGGCUGGAAAAAAGCAGUCUGUAGCCAUGAAUGACAAUUUGGUACAACUGGUCCGAGCAGCAAAGGCCCACAUAAUGUACUGUAUGAUUAAGGACUACAAUGACAGUAUGAGUCAGCUGCAGACAAGCUUGCCUGUGUCAAAUGCUCUACAUAAUCUACAAGUCUUCUUCACUGUCUUCAACAUGGUUAAAAAUGCUGGAGAUUUCCUUGAGACAGAGUCUAUUGGUCUGUCACAGAUGGAAUGGCUGAAAGAAGAAGAGGUUCAAAUAUUAGCUAAAAUCAGACCAGAUGCUGUGUCUCUGGUAGAUGCCUUUGACAUCCAUAAUGACACCCUUGGAUCUGUACUGGGAUGUUAUGAUGGAAAUGUCUACGAGAGAAUGCUGAAAUCAACGGAAAAUGAACCUCUCAACCAAUCAAAUGUUCACUACUCCUAUCAUCAACACCUGAAGCCAUUCUUACACAGGAAUAAUCACUCAAAACUGUAAAUAACACUUAUUUAUCUUGGAGAAUGUGUUUACCAAGGACAAUGUGUUAACAGAAUAUUACAGAAGACAGUGUGAUUAUGGAGUUGUCUGUUUAUCUUCAGUUCUACCCGGUUUCUGGCUGAUUGUUGCAUAACAUAGCAUAUGGAGAAAUUAACAUUUUCACUCUGAAAAAAUACAUUCUAAUAUAUAAAAUUUCUGAGUAUAUGUAAAUUUAUAGUUCUGAAUAGUGGAUUUUUAUUGUUACAAUAUUGAAUUUGCAGUAUUAAUUGCUUACAUAUUUGAUAAGAAAAAAAUAGAGAGCAAUGAAAAACUGAUAAAGAUGAUCUGUUGGACAAUCUGUGAUAUUUUUAGAAAUGUGAUUAAUUUUACUAUCACUUCAAUCAUUUGUUUAUAUUUUCCCAAUUUUUUUUUUAUAAAUAUUGAAUUUGUUUCAAGGUUGUUGAUCAUAUUAUGUAUUUUUUUUUUAAAUUUCCUAUGUUGCAGGCUUACUCACUUUAAUUAUUAUGUGACUGUUAUUUAUACCAGUAACAUUAAUUAAUAUGAAGAAUACUGAAAUGAGAAAAUAAUUAUUUUGAAGUAGAAAUGAGCAUUUUACUCCUAGCUGUGUUUGUUAACUAAGAUUUUCCUUUUUUGAUCUUAAAAUUAUACAUUAUUAAACAAGAGUUAUAGGGAACACACUUAUAAUGAAUUCGUCCUUGGUAACAUGUAAUACAGCCAAAUAUAUAUGUAAUACAGCCAAGUGAUUCUUAUUCCCUGUAGUUCUAAAACAUGAAUUUAUAGGAUACAUGUAUAAUGAUGUACAUUAAUAAGGCAUUAAAAUUGUUUGUUCUUGGCACUUGGCUUUGAACUUGUGUCACUGUAAAAGAUCCUUUUGUAAUAAUUUGAUUGUGCAUACAUAAUCUGCUUAAUGAGGUUUCAUCGUUAAUUGGUAUUAUUUCAUAGUGGCUGAUAUUUAUUCCUUACAUUUCUAUAAGAAAGUAAAUUGAAUUACUAUGUCCAUAGUCAAUUAUAUUUGAUAUAUUGACACAUCUUAUAAUUCAUGACACAACGAAAUAAAAUUGAUAUAUUACUGAAAACAAUUUCAGGUUAUUUUGUCACUUGAAGUGACUUGGUAAUUCCGAAUGAUUAAAUGAUCACUAUUUAAACCCAUUUAAAUAUUUUUUUUUUCCCUUCGAAAACUGAAUAAAUGAGUGGAUGAUAUAAAAAGUGAUAUUUAUUUAUACGAUAUUUUUAUGCUUUCUUUCUUUGUUCAUACUGGGAUGAACAUUGAAGAAAAAAUGCAUCUCACUUAAAAAAAAUAUUCUGCAGGAAUUGCAACUGUUCAUUUCUGUAUAAACAAAGAGAACAUUUUAGAUGUUUAUAUAAAAACGUGAAAAUCUUGUAAACAAUACGAAUUGUAAUCAAAACAAAAACAAGGACUUCUGGAAACACAUGAUCACCUAAAGUUGACACUGGAAAAUAUAAAGUCAUCCUGUUUGUCAUAUAGUUCAGUUAUUAGUUGGUCAUUAAAGUCUUUAGUCUUUAAAACACCCAAAUAUGAAACAUAUGUGACUUUUUUGGUAGAGUCUUUUAUUUUGAGUUCACUGGGAUAAUUGAUAUAGCUAAAGGAGAUGGGUGAAUUAGAUGUGCAAAAUGCCUAUAACUUCAAAUGUAUAAAAGUCAUAUUUACUUGUGAAUUUAGUAUUUAAAGUUCUUAUCAUUGAAAGGUAAGAAAUUAUGACAAAUAAAACUUUUCUUUGGAAAAUUAUUUUGGCAAAAAUCGUUCUAUGAUUAAAAAAAGAGGAUGUUCUUGGGGUUCAACCCAAGCAAUAAAAAUCCUGAAUGUAAUUUUUCGCUUCGAGACUUACAAGCUAAGCACUACGCUAUACUACUCAUAACAAAUAUUGGCAUUUGAAUCAUAUUUGUAAUAUGCAUGACCAAUGAAUGGACUUCCAAUAUUUCUCGGAAAAAUAAUGUGUUAUAAUGUUUGUUUUUAAGUAUUUUUCUUGUACUCAUGCAUUAUGAUUGAUUGAUUGAUUGUAUGUAGUUUUACGUCCCAUUCGAGAAUUUGUCACUCAUUAUGCAUUAUGUAAAAUCUGAAUCUGUGAGUUUGGCUGAACUCUAAACCCAAGGCUUAUAAUUUUGAAGAAAAUAAAUCUAUUCUACAUAUAUA
Molecule: messenger RNA, 4199 nt
Organism: Saccostrea echinata
Lineage: Eukaryota; Metazoa; Mollusca; Bivalvia; Ostreida; Ostreidae
Product: peroxisomal acyl-coenzyme A oxidase 1-like
Exons: 16
Coding region: 11-2047 (678 amino acids)
Biological process (GO): lipid homeostasis; fatty acid beta-oxidation using acyl-CoA oxidase
Cellular component (GO): peroxisome
Molecular function (GO): acyl-CoA oxidase activity; FAD binding; fatty acid binding
Source: RefSeq, a predicted model, not a curated record